GAGCCAGUGAUCUGACAUCCUUGAUUAUGGUGAUCGGGAUGGUGAUCAGUGCGUUUUUCGCUUCAGGUGUGUUAUUUUUUUAUUGAGCAGUUGGUGCAAGAUAGUGCCAACAAGCGCGCUUGAAUUUUGUCACAUCCUUUUCCCCUUGAACUUUUCCGAAUUCAACGAAAAUAAAAAUGGUAGGUGUCGGCGCGAUGGAUUCGGCACGCGACGGAUGGACGCAGAGAUGCGCACCGACAACAGAAUCGGAUGAUGGAUUGAUGCGAGCUGCACGGUAUUAAAAUGGCGGAAAUUCGAAUUCCCAUCUGCCCCGAACUCCAACAUAUAGGCUGCCCGCCCCGUUGUUUCUGUGUUUGGCCUGAACGGCUCCAAGCUCGACGCUACCGUCCCCCUCCCCGCGGUCUUCAAGGCCCCGAUCCGCCCGGAUCUUGUCCAGUUUGUUCACAAGAACAUGGCCAAGAACCACCGUCAGCCGUACGCUGCCAAGCAGCAGGCUGGUGAGGAGACCUCGGCCGAGUCGUGGGGUACCGGUCGCGCUGUUGCGCGUAUUCCCGUGUCUCGGGUGGUGGCCGCGUUCGGUAACAUGACUCGUGGUGGUCGCAUGUUCGCCCCCAACAAGGUCUGGCGCAAGUGGCACGUCCGCACCAACGUGAACCAGAAGCGUUACGCUACUGUGUCCGCUGUUGCUGCCUCGGGCGUCACCGCCCUCGUUGUCGGCCGCGGUCACCGCGUGCAGGCCAUCGAGGAGGUUCCUCUUGUCGUCUCGGCCGAGGUUGAGUCGAUCAAGAAGACCAAGGAGGCCACUGACGUGCUCAAGGCCCUCAAGGCCUACGCCGACGUCGCCAAGGUCAGCAACACCCGCUCGAUCCGUGCCGGCCGUGGCAAGCUGCGCAACCGCCGCCACCGCCAGCGCCGCGGUCCCCUGGUCGUCUACGCCGAGGACAACGGUAUCACCCACGCCUUCCGCAACCUGCCUGGUGUUGAGCUGAUUGACGUCACCCGCCUCAACCUGCUCCAGCUGGCCCCCGGAGGUCACCUUGGCCGCUUCGUGAUCUGGACCCAGCCCGCCUUCGAGGCUCUGGACAAGGUCUUCGGUACCGAGACUGAGGUCUCCGAGCAGAAGAAGGGCUACACCCUUCCCACCGCCGUCAUCUCCAACCCGGAUGUCGCUGGCCUCAUCGCCUCCGACGAGAUCCAGGCUGUUGUCCGCCCGGCCCAGUCGCGCUUCACCAAGCGCCCGUACACUCAGAAGAAGAACCCCCUGCGCAACUCGCAGGUUCUGGUCCGUCUGAACCCGUACGCCCAGGUUCUGCGCCGUGCCGAGAUCCUCGGCAAGAACAAGAAGACCACCAAGGCUGCCUACAAGAAGUCCGCUUCCAAGAAGUUCCUGGACAUCCUCAAGGCCGACUAA
This is a messenger RNA of Linderina pennispora, 1411 nucleotides long. RefSeq lists its product as uncharacterized. Gene Ontology annotation, molecular function: RNA binding; structural constituent of ribosome. NCBI's taxonomy places the organism in Eukaryota, Fungi, Kickxellomycota, Kickxellomycetes, Kickxellales, Kickxellaceae. The record is from RefSeq and is a predicted model, not a curated record. Bases 452 to 1411 code for a protein of 319 amino acids. Gene Ontology annotation, biological process: translation. Gene Ontology annotation, cellular component: ribosome; cytosolic large ribosomal subunit. The transcript has 2 exons.